Trametes versicolor FP-101664 SS1 is the source of this 1955-nucleotide messenger RNA. Its product is annotated as WD40 repeat-like protein. The record is from RefSeq and is a predicted model, not a curated record. The coding region runs from base 9 to 1892 and encodes 627 amino acids. Gene Ontology annotation, molecular function: protein binding. The transcript has 8 exons. Lineage: Eukaryota; Fungi; Basidiomycota; Agaricomycetes; Polyporales; Polyporaceae. Gene Ontology annotation, biological process: ribosomal large subunit assembly. Gene Ontology annotation, cellular component: nucleolus.
CGACGACCAUGGCCAGCGACUCGGACGAGGAGUACGACGACCUCGACUUUGACAACGGGUCCGACGCAGAAGAGGACAUUGAUGAAGACAUCCUUGAUGCGCUAGAGGGUGAUCUCGCGGCUGCUGCCGCGGCAGAAGGAAGUGAGGGGGAGGAGGAUACCGACUCUGAGUCGUCUGACGGGGGCUCUGACGAUGACGACGGGGAUGAUGAGGACGUGCAUGCACACAAGGAUCUUGAGCGCGUCCUCACGCAGACAUUACAAGAGACAAUCUUGCCUGGCAGCAAGCCCCCCUCCCCAGACACCGAGUCUCCUAUAACUGUAGACGCACCGCAACAGCAGGCAGAGAAACGACCGCCAUCGCCAGCCCAGCUUCGCCGAACCAAGCUCUUGUCAGGUCUCAGGUGGCCAAGGUCGUUCACCGUCGAGGCUAUCUGCGCAAUUCCACACCCGUGUGCCACCCACGCCCUCGCGUCGACCCCAUGUAUGACACACCUCAUAACUGGGUCCGACGACGGUUAUAUUCGCGACUAUGACCUGUUCUCUGCCGUCAACGGGAAGGUGUUUCUGACGGCCCCUCAAAGGCAACAUUGUGGGGUGAUUGAAGGCAUCAUGAAGGCGGGGCAAAUCAGGUGCUGGUGGGAGAACGCGCUCCCUGUCAUCAACCCAGACAAUACAUUGGCGGCCGGGGAGACUUCACUGUACCCUGUGUACAGUCUGGCUAUGCAGUCGGACGCUCUGUGGGCCCUUUCGGGCUCAGACCAAGGCCAUGUCUCACUAUUCACCGUACGACAUAGUCCCGGCCGGUUAUGUCAUGUCAUGCCCGGACAUAGAGGGCCCGUCUCUGCGCUCGCUCUGGCACACGACGAGAAGAGUUUUUUCAGUGCUGGGUGGGACGGGGAAGCCAUUCAUUGGGACCUCAACAACGGUCAGAUUGCUCGAAGGUUCUCAGCUCAUGGAGCGCAACUUGCAACAGUUGCGGUGCGGCCGCUGAACACCAACUCCAUACAGAGCCAAUGGGGUGACAUUACCCCCGGGAGCGAAUUCACCAUACCCAUGAGAGGCCCACGGGAUGAUCAUGCCACUUCGUACGAUGCACCUAUGCACCGCCCAAACGGGCAGGGCUUCAAGCAAGAGGACGACGCGAAGUCCGAGGGCUCUUACGACCCCCUCUUCGACGAGCCGGACGCAGAUGGAUACGAGGGUCCCAAACCUCCGCACAGUGCGAACAGUAUGUCUGGGUUUCAGCAACCCAAUAGCCAGAACCUAGGGCGAGGGGCGAUAGCGCCGAAAGGCGCACCUCCUAUCCUCGACCCCGCAACAUAUGCCUCUCUAUCUCCAGACCUCCUCAUGACAGCUCACGUCGAUGGCCAAGUUAUCCUCUGGGAUAGAAGGGCGCAGGCCCCGGGGAAGGGCGUGGGCCGGCUGUGGAUGAGUGAGAAAACACCGCCCUGGUGUAUGUCGGCAUGUUGGUCUGCCGACGGUAACCAGAUCUACGUCGGACGGCGAAACGGGACUGUAGAGAUCUACGACGUUCGACAGACUGGCCGUGCGGCGUCCGGCACACCAAAGAUCUGGAAGACGUUGCGGAACCCGCUCAGCUCAGGCGUAGUUUCCUGUGUGGUUGCGUUCCCAGAUAGCCGGCAUUUGGCAUGUGCGUCUACGGAUAACAUCCGUCUUUGGAACGUCGCGGAAGCCGGAGAACCAGAUGCCUACGGAAAGAUGAAGAGCGGCGUGCAAUUCAAGAUUAUCCCGGGACACCAUGGCGGGUUCGUUUCACAAAUGCUGGUAGAUCCCGCUGCAAGAUUCCUUGUCAGCGCCAGCAGCAACCGGGGGUGGCAUGGAGAACACACCAAGACCGUCUUCGUGCAUGAAGUCAAGCACCUGUCUUGAUUCGGCGACAUGUAUUUGCUAUGUAUAUAUGCUAUGUUGUACCAUAAUAGUAACGUUGAGCGC